AUGACAGAAACACCGCCCAACCUACCAUGGCAUACCAUACCCGCCUCAGAGGCAACCUGCAAAGUCCACCUUAUCCAAGCUGGCGGGAUCCGUAUCCCAACGGACCUAGUCCUCCUCCCUGGCCCAGAUUCGCCACAAGACCCCAAAGACUCUCAUGACGAGAACGGCGAACGGAUAAGGUUCUACGGCCCAGACUACGUAUUCCUGAUUGAGCACACACCUACCAGACACAAGUACAUCUUUGACCUGGGCAUACGAAAAGAUCUCGGAAAUCUACCCCCAUAUAUUAUCAAAAACGCUCUCCCAACCUUUUUAUGUGAGCCAAAAUCCCCAGCUGACAUCCUGAACGAGCAUGGGAGUCCGGAUCAGCAGCCCGAGAACGUCAAGGCUGUCAUCUUCUCGCACAUGCAUUUUGAUCACCUGGGUGACGGUGCAAAGGCUGGAUUUGGGGAAGCAGAGUUGUGGGUUGGACCUACGUGUUGUACUUAUGCACGCCCUGGGUAUCCGGUAGAAGAAGACGCGCCGGUGUCGAGCGAUACGUUGCCGGUUGAUGGAAGUAGGAAGAUAGUGGAGAGCUAUAUCCCUGACGAUGUACUGAGAGAAGCAGGUGAUAAGAGAGCGGGACAGGUCAUGGAGGGUAUGAGAAAGGGGAAAUAUGCAGCUGUCGACCUCAAGAAGCCAGAGUGGAAGGGUGUCGGUGCUUUUGACAGAGCUUACGAUGUGUUUGGCGAUGGAUCAGCGUAUAUCAUCGAUGCUCCUGGACAUUCACCGGGUCAUCAAAUGAUGCUGCUGAGAACCACUUCAGGCUCUACUGAAAGUGAUGAUACUUUUGUGCUGUUGGCAGGUGAUGGCUACCACCAUCCUGCUCUAAUCAAAGAUCCCAGGCUCACUGCCCGUUCCCCCUAUGCAAAGGCCGGUAUGCACGUCGACCCCGAACAAGCCCUCGACACCAUAUACCGCACACGAGAAUUCGCAAGAAGAGAGAACGUAUGGGUGAUAGGAGCCCAUGACACGAGUAUCGGCGAAGGUAUCCAGCCGGGAGCCAAAGAACUAACGGGUCUAAUCACAAUCAAUGACUGGCACAAGAAGGGGUGGAAGAACGCAUCUCAAGGCAGUCCUUAG
Molecule: messenger RNA, 1122 nt
Organism: Pyrenophora tritici-repentis Pt-1C-BFP
Lineage: Eukaryota; Fungi; Ascomycota; Dothideomycetes; Pleosporales; Pleosporaceae
Product: Lactamase-B domain containing protein
Source: RefSeq, a predicted model, not a curated record